AUGGCUCGUGGCGAUUAUCAAAAUGAUGACGAUGAUUUCAUGGAUCCACCACAGCAUAAUCGGGCAACUGGACGGAGAAAAGAGGGUGAUGAGAAGAAGAAACGUGUUCGCAACAGAGCCUCCCAAGAACGACUGACUACGCUGACUGACAUAUUUACCGAUGAUCAGAAGGGAGCUGCUGCUGAGAUGGGUAUGCAGGCUCUGAUGAACGCCCGGUGCACGAAUCUUGUUAACCCUGUAUGCGACUGGCUUGGUGAGAUUUACGACCCCGCCUCCAGGGAGUUUGUGAUUCCGGGACGUGGAAGACUACCGUUGAACGAGGAAUCCAUGUUCUGCACUUUGGGUGUGCCUCGUGGACAGAUGAAAGUCCCGUAUGAGGCAAUGACGACCCACGGAGAUGUUUUUAAGAUGAAGCUACUCAUGUAUCUCAUCUCAGCUGUUUUCGCGCCGACCACUUCUCUUCGGCCAAGCAACAAAUGCUUCCCCAUCCUGGCAAAACUGAAAGAUGUGAAGAACAUGAACUGGUGUAAGUUCAUAACCGACUUCCUGCACGAUGCAUUCUCAAGCAAGAUGUACCAAAAGGGUUAUCGACUGCAUUUAAUGCUCAUGUACAUCGACUGUCUUGAUCUGUCCACCAUGGAUUUCACUGGGACAGGAGGCCUGCCGCGUACACACAAGUUUGCUGUUUGUGCAUGGACUAUCAACGCUGUCAAGGCUGUGCUUGCCACAGACAGGCUGAUGGCCAAGCAUGCUAUAGACUACAACGUGUUUGGGGGGCCUCAAAACUUUGGAAAGUGGAUGGACGUGCACUCAACUCCGUCUUGCCCUAUUGAGGCGAGGGCACCUGUUGAGCAUCUAAUUGGGCAGUUUGCAUCUGGAAUGACCGCCUUGCUCGGGAAGUUGGUUGAGGGGUGGACGUCUCUUAGUGGCUCUGACAGCGACGCGGUUGCGAGGCAGUUCACUUUGCUUGUCCCCGAACGGACACAUCGGCCAACUGGUUGCCGUGGCCGGUACGACUACAACAGUUCCCAAGAGCUUGCUGACACACAAGAUGAACUAGGUGGAGACGCUGGUAUCAGCAAGGAUGACAACGAUGACACAGAGAACGCGGAAGAGGAAACUGAUGAUGAUGAAGAUGCUGAAGUUCGUGCAGGUGCUAACAAGGGGAAGGAUGCACCAUAUGUCCCCCCACCGGAGAAAGUCAGAGGACAUACGGCUGCAAGAGGCAAGGGGGUGUUGCCAUCAAAGAGGGGGAGGGCUCCAGAGGAUGUUGGGCAGGGUUCUCCUGGGUGA
Triticum turgidum subsp. durum (durum wheat) is the source of this 1293-nucleotide messenger RNA. The record is from the annotation of a GenBank genome assembly. NCBI's taxonomy places the organism in Eukaryota, Viridiplantae, Streptophyta, Magnoliopsida, Poales, Poaceae.